Messenger RNA from Nilaparvata lugens (brown planthopper), 532 nucleotides. It is a transcript of the gene RpL29, whose product is annotated as 60S ribosomal protein L29-1. The record is from RefSeq and is a predicted model, not a curated record. Gene Ontology annotation, cellular component: cytosolic large ribosomal subunit; ribosome. Gene Ontology annotation, biological process: cytoplasmic translation. The transcript is spliced from 4 exons. NCBI's taxonomy places the organism in Eukaryota, Metazoa, Arthropoda, Insecta, Hemiptera, Delphacidae. Gene Ontology annotation, molecular function: structural constituent of ribosome. Bases 258 to 491 code for a protein of 77 amino acids.
AUAUUGGUUAAAAGUAAAUUUCAAGUUCUUUUAAUAAUGGAAUAGAAAAAUUUUGAAUAUAACAUUGAUAAUAAAGAUGAAGUUUUGUAAAUUAUGAAUGAAUAAUUUGGGUCAAUCUUAUUUUCUACAAUAAUUAUAAUUAUUCAUUUUUACUUGACUGUCUUGUAUAUCCGCUUCCGUUUAGCUUCUUUCCAGCAUAACCUAUUGGAGCAAUUUAGCACGAAUUCAAUCCGUUGAAUAAGUGCCUAACUUGAGCCAUGGCAAAGUCAAAGAAUCACACCAAUCACAAUCAGAAUCGCAAGGAUCACAGGAAUAAGAUAAAGAAGCCCAAGAAGCAUCGUCAUGAAUCUUCCAUGGGAAUGGACCCGAAAUUCUUGAAGAACCAGAGGUUCGCCAAGAAGCACAACCUGAAGACAGCCAAACAGGUGAAAAGGGCAACGGCACGACAGGCCUAUCGCGAAAUCAAGGCCAAAAACGAUCCUAAGCCAUAGAUGUAAGUUCUUUGACGUUUAAAUAAAACUUUUACAACAAU